Molecule: messenger RNA, 2574 nt
Organism: Penicillium verrucosum
Lineage: Eukaryota; Fungi; Ascomycota; Eurotiomycetes; Eurotiales; Aspergillaceae
Product: Mg2+ transporter protein CorA-like/Zinc transport protein ZntB
Exons: 3
Coding region: 1-2574 (857 amino acids)
Biological process (GO): metal ion transport; transmembrane transport
Cellular component (GO): membrane
Molecular function (GO): metal ion transmembrane transporter activity
Source: RefSeq, a predicted model, not a curated record
AUGGCAACAGGGCGACAAUAUGACCCUGAUCUUGCCAGACCCUCUUGCCAUCAAAAUCAUCUUGUGCCAAGUGCAACAGACUCAUUAGAAGAUCUUUUGCGUAAUGACCAUUUUACACAUGGCCGUGUUCCGGAAGCAAAUCCGUUGGGAUCGGUCAAUAUUGAUGCUGAGGAUGACACUGGAUCUCAACCUAUCCAAGAGAUGACCUCGCAACCACUCGCUCCAAUAGAUCCAUCUGAUCUUCCCCUGCCUUUAUCUAGACCACCAUCAAACCAAAGUCCACGCCAAGAAGAACAAAUACUUGAUCCAGCACAGCUUGUUCCUCAUGCAUUAGAAGGAACGAGUCCGCCAUCAUACGGAGAAAUUAUUAAGAAUGCCGAAAAGGUGCUGGAACAUAUCAAAAACGGCAGCGUCGGUAAAGACUCCCGCCACGAGGAGACUUCAAUCACCUACUACGACUGUUUCGAUAACAUCAUAUCCGAUCCAAGAUACAUCAGUGAUUCAGAAGAUAUCGCAGCCCUGUGUCAACCUUCAGAAGAUGUGCAGCAAAGGCUCAUAUUUGUGGAAGAUCUUUCAAAACCGACGAUAGCCAAACUGGGUGAAGCCUUCAGCAUCAAUCCAGAGUUCUUCGAAGAGCAUUUACUGAAUUCUGGCUAUGCCGGUGGAAAAUAUGACAGCCCACCGGCUCGAAACUGGAGCACAGCAUCGUUUGAUAAAUCCCACAUGUCAUUCAGGUGGAUUCGGCCAGUUUAUCGACUUCCAACCUACUUCUCAAGUGGCGACCUUGAAGAUCUGCUCGAGGACAGCACAACACAUUUUACAAAAGGGAAGUCUGUUAGGACAAAAAUCCUCACCAACAUAUUCCGGCUAGAGUGGGGCUUGUGGACAGACCCUGCAAAAACAGUUAGGAUGAAAAGGGUGUGUGGGUUAGAGGAGAGAGUGUCAAUUUGGAGGAAGAAGCUCAUUGAUCAAAAUGCUGAGAUUGUAAUUGUUCUCCUUGACCCUUUGCCGGAGAUAUCUGAGACGCAUCAAUACUGGGCGUCGACUGGUUCCCAGGGGGAGAACGAAAAGAACAACGACGACGAUGACGAUGCGUCGUACCACUCCUCCAUAAUCGAAGAGGAACCACAACGUGUCAGGGACCAACAUUCCAUUGCUACGUCUUUGGGCUGGCUCAUUGGCAGAGAAAGGCGAAAAAGCUCCAAAUCCGAGACGGAUCCUGAAGUACUGAAGACAAUUAUCAUCGAACAAAUAGCCCCUCGCCAAGAAGUCUCAGUUGACCUAGACCGAGUGUUUCGGACAUCACAGUCCAUGGCAGAUUGGGAGAACAAACUCAGGGAGACUAAGUCAACCAAAGCAGAAAUCUGUGGCGCGCUUGAAAUGCACCGGACAUCACUUAACCUGGUCAACCCGGUCUUCCGAAUCAUCAAACAAGAUACUUUGACCCUUCUCAAUCAGCUGCGACAGAUUCUUGACGAAAUAGAUAUCGAAAUUCUGGAUGACACAAAGAUGGAGGAUCGAUUGGGCUUAUGGCGACAGAUCAUUAACCGUGCCCAGAGAGAGCUCCCAGAGCUGAGAUCCUCAAUGGAGCCUUUUAUUGAGUUCCUUAUCAACCUCCAUCCUCUAAGCUCUCCCACGGAAAUUGCAGCCAUGAGUUUAGAGGUUGCGCAAGAUAUUCAGGAGCUUUGGAAGAAUAUCGAUCAUAUUAUUGAUCGACUUCAAAGAACAUCAGCAUCCUUGACCUCCAAUAUGGGCCUGUUGGACAGCCGACGCUCAAUUGAGGAGGCUCAUGCUGUAGCAAGACUAACUGAACUCGCGUUCAUUUUUGUCCCGAUGUCCUUCGCGGCCUCUGUUUUUGGUAUGCAAAUCGAACCAUUUGCAAACCCUGUUCCUAUCAGCGACUUCUUUAUUGUGGCUAUUGUCGUGACAGCAUUUGCCUAUCUGAUGCGCAUGACUAUGCGCAGCGAUUGGUUGAUUGAUCUCAAAGCAGCCGUGAAAAAUGAUGUCAGGCGAUACGCCGCAAGGAAUGGUCAAGCCCUGCAACCUCGAUCGCUUCCGAUACCCCUGAUCUUUCAGUCAAUAGCAAGCCGACUGGGUGCCAUUAUUGCCAAGACUUGUAAAAGGGCAGCGAAAGGAAUCUGUUCAAUAGCAAAGAAGUUCUGGGCUGUGUUCGGUUUCAUCAUUGCCUUCGUUUUGUUGAUUGGUGUGGCCUCGGUAAUACCACUUUCUGUCCUCUGGACCUGCGAGCUUGAUUCCAAUAUCCAGGAUGCUGCCAGCAUCGGUAUUGUUUUCAUUGUUAUAGCCACUGUUGGCGUUCCAUUCUGGUUCAGAUCCAAACCGAAGUUUCGAAACGCAUUACCAGAUCUUGUCAUGCAUAGAGUGCGUCACGCACCUUUGUGGCUUAGAAUGACAUCGAUCUACCUGAUCUUGAGCGCAACAUUCAUUGUGGUGCCUUUGACACUUAUCUGGACACGCCCGCUCGCUAUUGGCAUUAAGCAUGGGCUGACCAUAUAUCGUGGUGGCCUUGAUGUUCAUUUGUAUCCUAAGCCUAUCGACAUUCCCUGGAUGGCGUAA